AAAUUUUCAGAGAAAGUGAUUACACUUGUGAGCGAAUUGUUUUUCUUACCAAACACGAGGUCUCUUACGCGUGACUAGGCUUUACCCAACAAUAGUAAGCACACGUUUAGUGCUGCAUUCGACGUAACUAUCUUUUACCCAUCCAGCCGGAAUCUGUCGCCACAGACGACAUAACAAUAACAGAACAGGAUAUUUCAUAAACAAUUCAAUGCAGCAGACGUUUAUUUACACAAACAAAUGUAAAUAAAAUAUGUAAAAUGCAUAUUUUUAGAGAAUUCUACAAAAAAAAUCGUAAAUAAGGAUACAAAGAAAGUGUUUGAUUUCUCAAAGAGGAAUUGUCACCUUUCAAUCAGUACACGUGAGGGCGUUUAACUUGAUGACUGUAAUGUUAUACAUGGGAGAAAGUGUUAAGAGAAGCAAUUUGUGUCAAAAUUAUUUCAUCAAGCUGCUGAUAAGAUCUCAAAGCAAAUGACGAGGAUCUAUAUAAAAGCGUAAAUCAAUACCUCAUCAAGGAAAGAUCUUAGAUCUAAUCAAACUACUUAAAUUAUCGCUAAAUAUACUCCGCAAUUUACACUUCUUUAAUAUUCCAUUUCAUCGGAUUCUAAAAUCGAACGGAGAUGAUGGCUUUCAAGAUCCUGAUUGUUUCUUUCGUGUUUAUUUUUGGAAGCGUGAAUAUGUCUCCGUUUGCCCCUCGAACAAUAGAACCUGAUGAAAAUGAAAUCAGGGACUUGUUUUACAUGAGUAAGCAAGAAGAGCUGUUUUUGGAAGAAAAUUCUGUCGAUAAUACCGUUGUCGAGAAAGUAAAAACACGAAUUUUGAAAGGUCUCAAUAUGACAGAACCACCGAGAACUUUUCAACCCAUUCCUCCACUUCUGCAUUUUAUUCCACAAAAUAAUUCGUGGUCUGGUUUUAUCAAAAGCAAGACUGCAUCUAAAACCAGUGAAAAUGGGAUGAGUGAGUUCUUCUUAUCAGAACUUGUUCCAAACACGUGCUUUGACCAAAACGUUGUCCGUUGCAUCAGAUUCCAAAUAGAUUUGAAAGGCGUGAAAAUUGUUGGUAAAACGGCUGAAAUAUGGCUGUACAAAAGAGAAGGCAUCCGACAAUUUACGAUAAGCCAAUUAAAUAAGGAUUCAACAAUCAGAGAGAAAUUUAAAGUCACCGAUUUAUCAAAAUUGGCAAAAUGGAUAAGAUUAGAUGCUACAGUACUUUUAAAUUCGGACGUUCUAGACCUUGAAGUUUCAGCACUAGCUCUUCCAAUAGAGACAGGAAAAGACAAAAAUCCUGUUUUAAUAGUAAAAAAUAGCAAAACGCCACAACGAAACAAACGAUCGCCAAAUCUCUGCGAAGACGGAGCAACACAUUGCUGCUUGAAAGAUUACCACAUAUCCUUCAAAGACAUUGGAUGGGAUAGCUGGAUUAUUGAGCCAAGUGGAUAUAAAGCAAACAUUUGCAAAGGAUCGUGUGAAAAUCGAAUGGACAUGGCGGAAAACAACCAUUCUUCGAUCAUGAUCACCCUGCUGUCCAAAGGCAAGAUAAAAAUACCUGAUGAAAUUAAAAAUAGCAUCCACUGUAGUCCAAAAGAGUUUAAAGCAUUGCCCAUUAUCUAUAUCGCUGAAUCAGGGAUAAAAAUUAUUACUAAUCUACCUAAUAUGACUGUAACACAUUGUGCUUGUCGCUAAUGCUCUUAUUAUCAGUAUUAUUUCCAUGAUCAGUAAGAUUUAAUGACAAAAACCAUCGAUUUUUCGAAUUAUUGUAAUAAAUCAUUAUCCUUCUGUUACUUUAUACUAAUUUAAAAUAAUAAUUGCAGUUUUUAAAGGAAAAGAACAUUAGUUUCAUUUUUCCCAGAACUACUUUGUUUAGUCAAUUAUAGUCAGAAAAGAAUCAAAUUUUUCUUUAAAAUAAGAAAAACACUCUUUAAAAUAAGUUUAUUUUAAUUUUAAAUGCA
This is a messenger RNA of Parasteatoda tepidariorum (common house spider), 1945 nucleotides long. RefSeq names its product protein dawdle. Gene Ontology annotation, molecular function: cytokine activity; growth factor activity. The record is from RefSeq and is a predicted model, not a curated record. Lineage: Eukaryota; Metazoa; Arthropoda; Arachnida; Araneae; Theridiidae. Gene Ontology annotation, cellular component: extracellular region.